This is a messenger RNA of Trichomonas vaginalis G3, 399 nucleotides long. RefSeq names its product organellar and viral DNA polymerase type B. The transcript has a single exon. Gene Ontology annotation, molecular function: nucleic acid binding; nucleotide binding. Bases 1 to 399 code for a protein of 132 amino acids. Lineage: Eukaryota; Parabasalia; Trichomonadida; Trichomonadidae. The record is from RefSeq and is a predicted model, not a curated record.
AUGUCGAAGAGAAUAAUGUGUGAAGUAUUAUGUACUACCGAGGACUUAGGAAUGGACAUCUUUUAUAGCGAUACGGACAGUAUGCAUCUCUACAAUGAAGAUAUCCCUCGUUUAGCUGAAGAGUUUGAGAAACGUUAUGGAAGAAUUCUCAUUGGUAAAAACCUUGGUCAAUUUCAUAGCGACUUUGCAGAAAUCACAAAAGAUAAACAAAGUUUAGCAUACAGGUCAAUAUUUUGUGGAAAGAAGACUUACAUAGACUUACUCACGAAUGAUUUAAAUGAAGUUGCAUUUCACUGCAGAAUGAAAGGCGUGAAGCAAGAUGUUAUUGCUUUAACCGCUAAUGAAAUGUUUCCUGACUCUGUUCAGUGUUUCUAUGAUGAAGAUAAAGGAGAUGGAUAA